AUGGUGCACCACGUGGAUGUCAACCUCCCCUGGAACCACUCCCUCUGCGCCUGCUGCCUCUCGCGCAUCCUCCACCCCGCCCCCCCCACCACCUACCAAACCUCAACCCCAAACGCCCUCCGCCUGCACCUGCAGCAGCCGGUGCAUGAGAAAAUCAAGCCGUGCCCAGCCAGCCACAACCGCCCGUCCCAGGCUAUCCUUGCAUGUUCCGCCACGGUUAGGGUGCAGGGUGUCUGGUGUACCAUGGGCCCGGGUGUGGGGCGUGGGGGGAGCGGGCGCACUGCACUUGCCGCUGCGGCUGCUCGUAGGGGUGGGGUUGGCGGUGGUGGGGGUCUUUCUAGGGUUGGCAUUUCUGCAGGCUCUCCUGCGGAACAGUUCAAGUGGAAGGCGGAUAUCGCGCCCAUGCCCGCGGCCGAGGGGAUGUUUCUUGAGUGGAUGGCAGAGCCACGUGUCGGGCUGCUGUUGGACCUGGAUGUGGUCAGAUCCCGGCUGGCAGAUAUGAUGAAAAUUCACGAUCUGGUAGCAGCAAGUGGUGGUGCUACAGCCAGUGGUGGUGCUACAGCCGGUGGUGGUGCUACAGCCGGUAGUGGUGCUCCCAAGCACUUCUGGUGGUGCUGCUGGCAGUGCAGCGCGUGUUGGACCGCCUACCGCCGCUGCCUCUCCGUCGUCGUCUUCCUCGUGCUUGUAGCGAGGCUUCCCCGUAUAGUCACACUCUGGCGCCUGCACAUGAAAUCCUUCAACGUCGCCUUUCCCGCCCUGGCGAAUCAGCUGAACGCGGGGAGGCAGAUCGGGGGGGUGGGGGGCAGGCAGGCAGAGCGGCAGGCCAGUAGGCAGGCGGGGAAGGGGGGAGGGAGGCAGGCGGGUGGGGAAGCGGAGGAGGAUUGCUUUGGAUCGAUCCUGGUGCAGGUGCUUGGGGUGAAAGGGAAGAAGGAGCUGGAAUCGGGGUUUGCUGCUCAUGUGCUGCCUCUUCUGCCCGGGGGAAGACAGGCGCACGGGGGUAUGAGAGCGGGGACGGGGAGAGGAGGGGGGGUAGGAGGAGGGAUUGGCUGGGUGGAAGGGGGGGAGGAGUGGAGGGAGGGGUUGAGAGGGGUGGAGUGGGAUGAUGGGGAUGGAAGCAGCAGGCAUGAACACAGUGGCACUGCUGCUGCUGGUAGUGGUGGUGGUGCCGCCAGUGGCAUGGUCAUAACUGGCGUUGACCCGACUGACUUUGCUCUCCGGGCUGCAUUGACUCUCUGUGUGCCGCUCGCUGCUGUCUACGGCAUGCAAGCGUUUACCGGGGCAUGCAGUAACAGGUACAAGGAGCGCGUGGAGGACGCUGCUGUGGAGGCAGCCAGGCAACGGCUGGCAGAGAGGGAAGAGAGGCUGGCAGAGAGGGCAGGAGAGGGAGAGAGGGCAGCAGGGCAGAAGCCGGCAGAGAGGCACGGAGGACAGGAGAGAGGUGGGGAGAGGAACAGAGAGGAUAGCGAAAGCUUAGUUCAGAAAGACGCGUCCUGCGUCCUGGACGCAUGCGUCCAGACGCAUGCGUCCAGACGCAGGACGCUGAACCUGGACCUGUAA
Closterium sp. NIES-65 is the source of this 1557-nucleotide messenger RNA. The record is from the annotation of a GenBank genome assembly. Lineage: Eukaryota; Viridiplantae; Streptophyta; Zygnematophyceae; Desmidiales; Closteriaceae.